AGCCCUGGUUUAAGAUGGUGGGAUUGGGAAAUGGGCGUCGCAGCAUGAAGUCUCCGCCCCUUAUCCUGGUGGCCCUGGUGGCCUGUGUCAUUGUGCUGGGCUUCAACUACUGGAUUGCGAGCUCCAGAAGCGUGGAACUCCAGACACGCAUUGUGGAGCUGGAAGGCCGGGUCCGCAGGGCAGCCGCAGAGAGAGGAGCUGUGGAGUUGAAGAAGAAUGAGUUCCAGGGCGAGCUGCAGAAACAGCGAGAGCAACUCGAUCGGAUCCAGUCCAGCCACAUCUUCCAGAUGGAGAACGUCAACAGGUUGCACCAGGGCGAGAAGGCGAUUUUAGUGAGUAACAUCACCACAGGCGAGAAGCUCAUCAGAGACCUGCAAGACCAGCUGAAGGCUCUGCAGAGGAGCUAUGGCAUCCUGCAGCAGGACAUCUUCCAGUUCCAGAAGAACCAGUCCAGCAUGGAGAUGAAGUUUGCCUAUGACCUGAGCCAGUGUAUUAACCAGAUGAAAGAGGUUAAGGAGCAGUGUGAAGAACGGAUAGAAGAGGCCACCCAGCAGAGAAAUGAAGCCGCAGUUUCCAGAGAUGUGGGUGAAAAAAACAACCACCAGCAGCAGGAACUCAAGCCGCAGCCCAGGCCUCAGCAAGUAGUCCCUCCAAAGGAACAGACGCCACAGGGGAAAGAGGAUGUGGCCAGAAACAACUCCCAGACACCAGCCCCCAGGCCAGAGGCGUUAAAGCCACAUAAACAGAAUGAGGAAGCCGAGGUUCAGGCUGGCAGCAAAGAACACGGUCUGGGACCACACGAGGCGUCAGUCCAAGAACAGGCGGCACCCGUGAGUGGCACAGUCGGAGGAGCCGGGAAACUUCAGAGCACACAAGUGCCAGCUGCCCUAUUGGCCAGGCCUCAGAAGGAUUCUCAGUACCCUGAGCGGUACCAGCUUGCCAUCCAAGAGGAGCAGAAAAAGCAGCUUGCUGCUGAGGAAGAGAGAAAGCUGCAGAACCCGGGAGAUGACUAUAGCAUGGAAGAGAAUGAAGCCGAGUCCGAGAGAGACAAGCAGGCAGCCCUUGCUGGCGGAGACACCUACGUUUUGAAUGCUGAAGAUCAGAGGAGAGGCCCAGAAAAUUUACCCAAUUGGAGUGAGAAGCAGAGUCUCAUCCAAAAUCAAGUAGAAGUCCAUAUUCCUCAACAGGCCUGAACAGAGACUCUACGAAGACUCAACUGUGAAAUGGACAAAGUGAAUUGUCCAUCG
Molecule: messenger RNA, 1247 nt
Organism: Phodopus roborovskii (desert hamster)
Lineage: Eukaryota; Metazoa; Chordata; Mammalia; Rodentia; Cricetidae
Gene: Golm1
Product: golgi membrane protein 1
Exons: 9
Coding region: 15-1193 (392 amino acids)
Cellular component (GO): Golgi apparatus
Source: RefSeq, a predicted model, not a curated record